GUGGUACAGCAUAUGUCAGUGUUAACUGCCAGACCCUGAGAGAGCAGUGAGCCAGCUUGUGUGUCUGAUGGCUAAGUUUGGGGACAUGUUGGGUUGCUCCCUGCUCCUGUUAGCUUUUGUUAGUUACUCUAAUGCCCAGUGGGGAUGGUGGUCUUUUGGCAAAGACACCCAGGCAUCUACACAGACCACAGCAACCCAGAAGAACCAGGGAUUACAGAGUACUACUAGUGAGGCUACACACCUGGAGACCACCAUGGUCAUCCCACAAGCCCACAAGGAAGGACAUGGACUUUUGAGUGUUUCAGCAAGAAGCCCUGAUUCAGAAGCAGCGUCCCCAACUACAGGACCACCAUCACCAGGGCCAGUGACUGAGGAGAACCUUGCUGGAGUCGGGGCUCAGAUACUGAAUGUGGCUGAGGGGAUCCUCAGCUUUGUUCAAACUUGGGACCAAAAAUCAACAGCAGAAGCAAAUGCUGGUGCAAUAGAAGUUUCAACUUCCCCUGCUGAAGAUAUAGAGAUAACAACCAAUGGACAUAGGACAGACAGGGGCACAACUAUGCCCAUUGCUAGGCAGGUUACAGAGCAACCAAAGUUUACAGCCAAUUCUCUACCAGUUACCAAUCCUUGGGUGGAACACCUCUUGCUUGAAAAUGAUGAUGUAGGUGUAUCCCUACUCCAGUUGAUAGGUGACCCGCCUCCGGAAGAGAUCACCAAAAUCUACGGUCCGGACAACAGUCCAGGCUAUGUGUUCGGCCCAGACGCCAACACAGGCCAGCUGGCUCGUGCUCACCUGCCCAGCCCUUUCUACCGGGACUUCUCGCUCCUUUUCCACCUGCAGCCGACCACCCCCAAGGCAGGCGUGAUAUUCUCUGUCACAGACCCCACACAGGCAUCCAUGUAUGUGGGUGUAAAGCUGUCCGCUGUCCAAGCAGGCAAGCAGAAGGUCCUCUUCUACUACACAGAGCCAGGGUCCCAGACCUCCUACCAGGCAGCAGCCUUCAAUGUUCCAUCUCUAGCCAACCGCUGGACACGCUUCGCCAUCAGCGUGGAGGGUGAAGAGGUGUUCUUCUUCUUGGAUUGUGAGGAGUCUGAAGCAACCCGCUUCGAGCGUUCACCCGAUGAGAUGGAGCUGGAAAGUGGCGCAGGGGUCUUUGUUGGUCAGGCUGGAGGAGCAGAUCCAGACCGAUUUGUGGGUGUUAUUGCUGAGCUGAGGGUAGUUGGAGAUCCCAGAGCUGCUGAAAGACACUGUGAUGAAGAUGGAGAUGAUUCUGAUGCUGCAUCUGGUGAUUUUGGAAGUGGGUAUGAAGAGACACCGAAAAUUGAAACGGUGACUCCUCCUGCCCAGAGGCCAUUGAAACAGCCCCCAGUGACAGCACCCUCUACGGGAAGAAAGGAGAAGCUGUCACCUCAAACCAUUGCUGAGACUGCUGGAAAGCAGAUAGUCGACUCUCAAACUCAUUCUGAAGUGAAAUCCCAGCCAGGUGUCCCGGGUCAAGCUGGAAAGUUACAAAACUCUGAUACAAUGGGUCCUGCAGGCCCAGCCGGUCCCAAAGGAGAGCUGGGGGAGAAAGGCGAUCGAGGUGAAAGAGGGCCCCAGGGUGCAAAAGGAGAGAGUGUGGGGGCUGCAGGGGGCACUGCUGGUCCUCGUGGUGAGAAGGGGGAAAAUGGCAUGAAGGGAAGUGCUGGCUUUGGCUAUCCUGGCAAGAAGGGAGACGCCGGUGACCCUGGCCCCCCAGGACCUCCUGGUCCCCCCGGACCGGCCGCGGAGCAGGUGGAGCGUGGAGACGGCAGUGUCGUGGAGCAGAUAGUGGGAGCCAGAGGACCCCCUGGACCAGCAGGCCCACCGGGACCCUCGGGAGCAGACGGAGAGCCUGGUGACCCUGGUGAAGAUGGCAUCGCAGGUCCUGCUGGCCCUCCUGGAUUUCCUGGGACUCCAGGGGACCCUGGUCAAAAGGGCGAGAAGGGUGACCCUGGUGAAGGCAAACCUGGACCAAGAGGACCGCCUGGCUUGCCAGGACCAGCGGCAUCCCGCUCAGAGACCUUUUUUGACAUGGAAGCUUCUGGAUUCCCUGAUCUGGAAAGCAUUCGGGGCCCCCAAGGGCUUCCUGGUAUUCCGGGCCCUCCUGGCCCUCCUGGACCUCCUGCAGCCCCCAACCUGUUGUCUGGACACCAGGCUUCAAUUGGGCCAACUGGACCAAGAGGGACUGAUGGGAAGGAUGGCAUUCCUGGUGUUCAAGGGCCCCCAGGCCCCCCAGGUCCUCCAGGAAAUAAUGGCCAACCAGGACUGGUUGGACCCAGAGGAGAAAAGGGUGAUGCAGGUGAUUUGGGACUUCCUGGAGCUGUUGGUGAAAAGGGUUCAAGGGGUGAUGUGGGUCCCCCUGGUGUUUCAGGGCAGACAGGACUGGCUGGUCUUCCUGGACCAAUGGGACCAGUUGGACCACCUGGCCCCCCUGGACCUCCAGGCCCAAGCUUCCCAGUGGGCUUUGAUGAUAUGGAAGGGUCAGCGUUUGGAUCAAUAAAUGGUCCAGGAGUUAGAGGACCAGACGGACGGCCGGGUAUUCCUGGACCACCUGGUUUGCCAGGCAUACCGGGUAACAAUGGAUUGCCUGGUCUUCCAGGAGCAAAGGGGGAAGUUGGGUCUCCAGGAUUCUCAGGGGUUGAUGGACGGCCAGGGUUAGAUGGAUUCCCCGGCCUGAAAGGACUAAAGGGUGACAGAGGGGACAAGGGAGAAAGAGGCGAGCAGGGUCGAGAUGGUGUUGGAAUUCCUGGUCAGCCCGGCCUCCCCGGACCUCCUGGACGGAUUAUCUAUCAGCCAGACAACCAUGAAGGCAACUUUGCUCCAAGCACAGAGGGAAUACAAGGCCCGCCUGGUCAAGCAGGUUUCCCAGGCCCUAGGGGGCCGAAGGGCGACAGAGGAGACUCGGGACCACCAGGAUAUGGAAUUAAGGGAGAAAAGGGAGAGCCUGCUGCCAUUAUUGGACCUGAUGGAAAUAUCCUGAGCAGUGCAUUUCUUGGUGGAGUUACGGGAGAAAAGGGUGACCCAGGAAUCCCUGGGCCAGUUGGCCCUGUGGGUCCUUAUGGUCGCCCAGGUCAUAAGGGUGAAAUUGGUUUACCUGGCAGGCCUGGUCGUCCUGGCAUUAAUGGAUUUAAAGGUGAAAAGGGGGAGCCAAGUGACGUCCGUAGUGGUUACGCUGUUAGCGGUCCCCCUGGUCCCCCUGGUCCCCCUGGUCCCCCUGGUCCCCCUGGUCCUCCAGGACAAUUAACCGAACGCUAUGACUUUAAUGAAGCUGUACCAAGAUAUUCAGGUUUACCAGGUCCCAAGGGAGAGAGGGGCUUCCCAGGUUACACAGGAGAGAAAGGAGAGCAAGGGCAGCCUGGCCUGCCUGGACAACCAGGUGGUAUCCCAGACUUUGAUAUUUAUGCAUUAAAGAGAGAACUGAAGGGAGAACGUGGUGACAAGGGGCCGCAGGGUGAGAAAGGAGAACCAGGCGGUGGAUACUAUGAUCCUCGUUAUUCUGCGCUUCAAGCCCCCCCUGGACAGCCGGGCAGCCCUGGACUGCCAGGUCCUAAGGGCGACUCUAUCCGAGGCCCUCCUGGUCCUCAGGGACCUCCAGGAGCCCCAGGAGUCGGGUACGAUGGGCGUCCAGGACAACCAGGCCUGCCUGGCCCACCCGGACCUCCAUCGCUGCCUGGAGCUUCCAGGCAGAGUAUCAGCAUUCCAGGUCCACCUGGACCUCACGGCCCACCAGGCCCUCCCGGACACUCCUCAGGGGUUACCAUUUUGAGGACUUACCAAACCAUGGUCACCACAGCGCGAGGACUGCCAGAAGGAACUAUGGUCUUUGUCUUGGACAAGGCAGAUAUCUAUAUCAGAGUGCGGGAUGGAUUCCGUCAAGUUCUGCUUGGGAACUACACACCAUUCUUUGGAGGCGGUGUCCUUGAAAAUGAAGUGGCCGCGGUGCAGCCACCACCGGUAGUCCAUUUCUCUGAAGGCCAUUCCUCUAACAGCAGGGCAGGACAUAUUUCCCAGAAUGAACCCGUAAACAGGCAGCCAGAGCAACAACCACACUGGCCGCAUCCUCCACACCAGCCAGACCAGGGCCAUGUUGUCUACCCCAGCACCCCAGAGCGACAGCCAGCAGGGAGGAACCCAGCAAGGCCAGAAUUUGGCUAUCCCAGUUACCCCAUCCCCCCCCAGCGAAGACCCAGCCAGUCUGAGAGUGUACAGCCUGCAGGUCAUGAACAUGGCACAGGCCCUGCUCUCCACCUGAUAGCCCUGAACGCUCCCCAGACUGGAGACAUGCGUGGAAUCCGUGGGGCAGAUUUCCAGUGCUUCCAGCAAGCCCGAGCCGUGGGACUGACUGGUACUUUCCGUGCCUUCCUAUCUUCCAAACUCCAGGACCUCUACAGCAUCGUGCGGAGAGCCGACAGAGCCACGCUGCCCAUCAUCAAUCUCAGGGAUGAGGUGCUGUUUGAUAACUGGGAGUCUCUGUUUGAUGGGUCGGAUGCUCAGAUGAAGCCCAAUGUUGCAGUCUACUCCUUUGAUGGGCGGGAUGUUCUCAGAGACAACAUAUGGCACGAGAAGAUGGUCUGGCACGGGUCUAACAACAAGGGCCAUCGUCUGACUGACAAUUACUGCGAGACAUGGAGGACUGGCGACCGGGCCGUGACGGGCUUCGCUUCCUCCAUUCAGGCUGGCAGGCUUCUCCAACAGCGACCUAGCAGCUGCACCAGCUCCUACAUCGUCCUGUGUAUCGAGAACAGCUACAACUUGCAAUCCAAAAAAUAAAGGAACCCCAGCUGCAAACCUGUUGCAGAUGACAAUGUACGGCUCUCUUAGCACCACCUGUGGCAUGGUGUCUGCAUUGCAGGGCAGUUUUCUGUUUUUUCCCCCUUCUGUAUUCAUUGAAUGCCAAAGAGUUGGGUUUUUUAACAAAAAUGUGUUUACUCUCCUCCUUUAUGGGGCAUCGGCACAUAUCACCGUGUAACAAUUAUUAUUAUUUUUUUGUUCCUGGGUAGUAAGUGUUAUUUCCUAAUUGCUUAUGCCUC
This is a messenger RNA of Polyodon spathula (Mississippi paddlefish), 5049 nucleotides long. RefSeq names its product collagen alpha-1(XVIII) chain-like. Gene Ontology annotation, molecular function: pattern recognition receptor activity; low-density lipoprotein particle binding. The record is from RefSeq and is a predicted model, not a curated record. Gene Ontology annotation, cellular component: collagen type IX trimer. The coding region runs from base 68 to 4789 and encodes 1573 amino acids. Lineage: Eukaryota; Metazoa; Chordata; Actinopteri; Acipenseriformes; Polyodontidae. The transcript is spliced from 43 exons.